This is a messenger RNA of Olea europaea var. sylvestris, 1581 nucleotides long. Its product is annotated as chromo domain protein LHP1-like. Gene Ontology annotation, cellular component: nucleus. Gene Ontology annotation, biological process: heterochromatin formation. The coding region runs from base 88 to 1263 and encodes 391 amino acids. The record is from RefSeq and is a predicted model, not a curated record. The transcript is spliced from 6 exons. NCBI's taxonomy places the organism in Eukaryota, Viridiplantae, Streptophyta, Magnoliopsida, Lamiales, Oleaceae.
UCUUCCAUCUCCCAACAAAAACCCACUCUCUCAGUACAGAGCAGAUUUGUACUGAAAUCUGAGAACCUGAAGUUUUAGAGAGAGAAGAUGAAAGGAGGGAAAAGGAGAAAAACCGCGAAGUCCGUACAACCCCAGCAUGCCCCUCCGCCACUAGCUUCUCCACUUCAGCCCUCUGCCUUUGCCACGACCGUCAGUGGUGGCGGCGAUAUGGUGGCGGGGGUGGCAAAAAAUCCUGAGGAAAGUGAAAGAUUUGAAGCUACUGAAGCUGCUUUUGAAGAAGAAGAAGAAGAAGAAGAAGAAGAAGGGAAAGAGGAAGAUUCUGAGCAGUUGGAAAACUCGAAUGAAGAACUCGAGGUGGAGGCAGAGAGGCGGAAGCUAGCUGAUGGGUACUAUCUGAUUGAAGCUGUGCGCAGUAAACGCAUUCGUAAGGGCCAAGUUCAGUAUCUGAUUAAAUGGCAAGGCUGGUCGGAGGCAGAAAAUACAUGGGAGCCUCUGGAUAAUCUACUGCCAUGUUCAGAUGUUAUUGAUGCAUUUGAAGAAAGUUUGAAAGCAGGGAAAAGUUGGUCAAUGCGUAAGAGAAAGCGCAGGUGUGGUAUAAGUUUCACCCGUACCAAGAAAAACGAUCAACAGCAAUCACCUACGGCUGCAACUUACAAUGUGCCCUCACACAGGGUUAGGAUUAAAAAAGGUCCUAUACCCUUUCCUCAGAUAAAUGACUCUGCUGCUGCAAUUGACAAUGGAAAGACUCGUGUUAUUGUGAACCGUGUUGAAACGUCCAAGAAUGUAAAUGAAAAUGGUCUAGAACUGCUUUUAGAAGGAAGAAAUGAAAAAGGCGAGUUUGAUUUGAAGCUAUGUGAACUAAAGGGAGCAACGAUAACGAGUGAGUGUAAUAUGGACAGGCUUGCUGUGCCUUCUCAAGUAGGCCAAGUGACAAGAGGAGAUGCCUUUGCAAAUGGAUUGGAAAUUGCUGAUGUUGUAGAACCACCUCUGUCGAGUCAAUGCAUUGGAGCUAGAAAGAGGAAAUCUGGUUCUGUCAAGAGGUUCAAGAAUGGUCCAGGAUCGUACACGAUGGAUGUUGCACCGAAUGCAAGAGAGCUGGGUACUACUAUUGCUCGGAUCAUCAAACCUAUAAGCUAUCAAAUUUCCAUAUCUAACAACUUUGAAGAGGUUUUAGUUGCCUUUGAUGCUGUGAGGCUUGAUGGUACUAAAGUGACGGUGGAUAACAAAUUUUUGAAAGCUAACAAUCCACUUCUGUGCAGCUGAUAGACUUUUAUGAGAAAAAUCUUCGUUACUGUUCCACAUGUUGAACGUGUUAGUGAAUAGAGGAUAGAAGAAGGAGCCUCAUCUUUGCGAUUCUCCAUGUUCAGUGUUGACAAUCUUUUCGAAAAGCUUAAAUUGUUAGAGACCACAUGUAUUCAUCUUAAUCUCUUCUUAAGACUAGAUUAGAGUCUAUGUAUCUAGGUAUUUCACAGGGAAGAUGGCAAAUAGCGUUAGUAAAACUUGUUUCACUCUCUUGUUUGCCUGUUCGCAAACUUGAUUUGAUAUUACAUGCUUUCAUCGCAAGUAUUUUUUCUUUGCUUC